Molecule: messenger RNA, 405 nt
Organism: Hydra vulgaris (swiftwater hydra)
Lineage: Eukaryota; Metazoa; Cnidaria; Hydrozoa; Anthoathecata; Hydridae
Source: RefSeq, a predicted model, not a curated record
AUGACCACUGGUGUAACAAUACUGAAAAUGUUGGAAGGCUUAGAUCAGUCGAAAGCUAUGGGCUUUGAUGAAAUUAUUCCAUAUGUUGUGAAACUUUCUCCAGAAGGUUUUGUUGAUCCAAUAGUUUAUAUUUUUAAAUUGAGUUUUAAAACUGGAUGUGUAAGAUACCAAUGGUCUGUUGUAAAUAUAUCACCAAUUUAUAAAGGUAGAUCAAAACUUGAUCCAGGAAAUUAUAGACCAGUAUCGUUAACAUCAGUAAUCUGCAAAAUGUUUAAAAAACUUAUUCGUGGGGUAAUUUUGGAGCAUUUAGUUUCAAAUGGUCUUAUUUCUGAUGAGCAAACUUGUUUUGUCCCGAACAAAUCCUCCACAACAAAUCUCAUUGAGACUAUUGAUACUAUUACAUAA